UUGUGAUUCUUGUCGGGCGGUCAGGCUACCAUAUCAUCUAUUCGCUUUAGUUUUCAAUUUAAUUUGUUUCCACUUUAAUUUCUUUGUGUCAAUUUCCCGAUUAGUUGAUGUUUUCUAUCUAGAAAAUGACAAUGAAAUUGAUGAAAAUUUAAAGCAUACGCAAAAAAAGUGAAAAUAAAAGAAAUAAACCAGCAUUUUUGACGCUAUUUACACCGAGAUAGGAAGAGGGAGAGAGACAACGAAUAAUGAGAACCGAUUGAAUAUCGCUGAUUUGAAGCAUAUUAUUUUACGAGUGCUAACAUAACUGUAACUUGUAAAUGAAAUAAAAAAAAGUUUAUUCAAUGUGUAAUUGUGUGCGCUGCAGUUAUUUUAACUUGUGUUCACGGGUCAAGUGGAUUUCAGUAAUUUGUGUUCGCGCCGCAUUUGAACGAGUAUACGAAGAAGAAUAGAAGAAAAAAAAAAUGAAAGAAUAAAAGUAAAUACAAAGUGAAACUAUAAAAUGAAAUGAGAGGUAAAUAAGAGAAGAAGCAGAAAAAAGUAUCAAACGUGAGCGGGAAACCAGAGUUGAAAUAUUCGAACGAAAAAUAUUUGUAGUAAUAAUUAAGAAGAAGAAGAAGAGAUUAAGACGGAGGGAAAGACAAUGUUUCGUGUCUUUACGGCAGAGCCAUGUGUUUGUAGUAGCUGUUGGUGAUAGCAAUGUGGUCAAUAAUAAAGCGAAUUUUGAACCAUGGAUUGAUGGUAGCAUAAACGUAGUCCGAAAUGAGUUCGAUAUCAACAAUUAUUGUCAAGGAACAGCUGAUGAGAAAAUUCACAGGAGGAAUUCAUUUAAAUAAAUAAAUUGACCAAAAAAAUAAGUAAAUUUGACAAAAAAGGCGAUAAAUAAACGCAAAGACGGUUUAGCAAUUGAAGAGAAAGGAGACGGAGUGUGUGAACGAGAGAUAGAAAGAGAGAGAGAGAGAGAGAGAGAGAGAGAGAGAGAGAGAGAGAAGGAGUGAGUAAGAGUUAAGUGACAGACAUUUGCCAUUUGUCAUCGAACAUGGCAACGUCACAGCAUCCAUGUCUAAAGCUCAACUCACCGGCUUACGUGGAGCCGAUGUUUUACAAAUGGCCACUUCAAACUGGAUCCGGUGCAGCCCACGAUAGUGGCAUCGAAAUUCUGGAUGCAAUCCGAUGGGUAUGUGAGGACAUGCCUGUAGUCAAAGCUGCACUCGAAAAUAUCAUUCUAAAUGAAGUGGACACAACGUGCUAUGAUAGUAUGCGCAACGUUUGCGAUACAUAUAAUAAAGCGAUUGACAGUAUCGCCGGACUGGAAAAGGGAACAUCGUUGACUGAGCAACGAUUGAAUAAGUUCGCUUCUCGUGAACUUUUGCGUCACGUGAUCCAACUGGUUUAUAAUACAGCUGUCGAAGAGCCAGAUAAACUCAACAAAUAUGAAUCAUUUUCACCCGAAGUCUAUGGUGAAACGUCAUUCGAUUUGGUCUGUCGAAUGAUCGAUUUAAUUUCAAUAUCGCCCGAUGAUGUGUUCAUUGACUUGGGUUCGGGCGUUGGUCAAGUCGUUCUUCAAAUGGCCGGUGCACUUCAAAUGAAAUCAUGUUUGGGCAUUGAACGAGCCGAAGUGCCAUCAAAGUAUGCCGUCGAAAUGGAUUUAACAUUUCGUCGUUGGAUGCGAUGGUUUGGAAAGAAAUGGAACGAUUAUGAAUUGAUCAAAGGUGACUUUUUGGCCGAUGAACAUCGUGAAAAAAUCAAUUCCGCCACAAUUGUGUUCGUUAAUAAUUUUGCGUUCGGACCAAAUGUUGAUCAUCAGUUGAAAGAGCGUUUUGCUGAUUUACGUGAUGGUGCCCGAAUCGUAUCAUCGAAAAGCUUUUGUCCACUCAAUUUUCGUAUAACUGAAAGAAAUCUAAGUGACAUCGGAACAAUAAUGCACGUUAAAGAGAUGUCAUCGUUACGUGGAUCGGUGUCAUGGACUGACAAACCGGUUUCAUAUUACUUGCACGUAAUCGAUCGCACCAAAUUGGAACGAUAUUUCCAACGAUUGAAGAGUGGCGGCGAAAAUGGAAAUGGCCGAGGAAAUCGGUACACACGAAAUAAUAAUGGAACCAAUGAGAAUUCCACCGAUUCAGAUCAAGAGAUUAUGAAUGGUACCAUCAACGUCAAUGUUAACGGCAACGCAAAUGUCAAUGCCAAUUCAAAUGGUAAUCGACAUCGUCGAACCUGGUCCGAUAACACCAAUUACAAAGACAAGAGCAGUCACUCAGAUGACGAAGAGAAUAAUAAUUCACGAAAUCGAAAACAAAAUGUGCUAAAGAAACGUAAAAAGUUGGCGAGAAAAGCGGCCGAAAAGUCAGCGACCACAGCAACAACGAACCAAACAAAUGGUGUACAAAAGAGACGACCACAGAAGGCAAAUGCCACUGGUGUAACAACAAUAUCGAAUAAGAAAGGUGGUCGCAAGCGAAACUUUAAAAUUGUCGGUUUGGAUUUAUUGCACAGUCACACACUAUCGAGUACAAGUUCACAGGCGAUGGGCAGACGAUUGCCACCAGCACCAGGUUGUGUGGAUCAACAGUUGACUACACUCAGUGGUAAUAUGACACACGAAGAGCUCAAUAUACCAACUGCUCCGGGCGAUACACCAUACGCUUUGCAAAUAUUGCUCGACUUAUUUCGCAAUCAAUACAUGCAAACUUUGGAUCAAAUGCGAAAUCCAGCAUACAAAGAGAAUGUCAACAAACAAGUGUCCGAUGAAAAGGAACGCAAUAAAAAUCUAUUGAAUCGUGUCAAUCAACUGGAGAAACAAAUUAAGGUGCUGAUUGAUGACAGCGUUGCAUUGCUGAAGGCGCGAAUGAAUGAGCUGGGCAUCGAAAUGACUAGUCAAAAUGAUUUGUUGGCCAAAGCGAAAGAAAUUGUUGGCCGACACAAAGAUUUACAAGUGACAGCGGCCAAACUACAAUCUCAAGUUGGUCAGCUCGAACGUGACCAUAAUCAUUUGAUUAUGAAUCAAGUGCAAUUGAUAGCAAACAAAUAUACACCAAAAGGCGAACCAAUCGAAUUGAAUUCAAAAAUAUCACAAGAAUUGGUGUUGAAAGAAAUCGCAAGUACAUUAUCGCAUCGCAAGAAGUUAAAAGAUAAAUUGACCUCAUUGGAACAAGAUAUGCAAACGAUGGAUAACACACAAAAUGUAUCGGCAUCAAGUGCGUUUGCAGUAGAUGAAAAGCGAUUAACCACCAUUACUCCAUUGCAUCAUGCGCAGCCCAAUUCUAAUUUGCAUGCACCAAAUACGUAUGCAUCGGCAACAAUAUCGUUGGCACCGCCAUCGAAACCAGCACCAUCGACCACAAAAUCGCAACGAAAAAGUCGUGAAAGUCGUGCACGAUCUCAAGAAUGGCCUGACAUACCUGAUGUUGGUAAAAUUGAAGAGAACAAUCCAGAGAUUUUGGCACAGAAAAUUCUCGAAACGGGUCGUCAAAUCGAAGCCGGUCGUCUCAGCAAGCACAACAAAGAUUCGAAUGAUCAACGUAGACAUUCACAGCAAUUGAUUGCGGAUAAUUCGCUAAUGCCAGCACCAACUGUUGUCGUUAAAUCAGUGCGUGGUGGACAAACGAACGUUGUUGCCGCUUCAGGUACCACUGCUAUCGCAAAUCAUACACCGAUGCAACCAAAACAUUCAUCGAAAAUUGUACAAGACACACCAAAGGUGGUGAACUUUGAAGACAGACUGAAGAGCAUCAUUACGUCGGCAUUGAGCCAAGAUCAGGAACAACGUAAGAAUCACCCAAAAUCGAAUAAUGCACAGCCUUCACCGACACAACAGUCGGCAUCAAAUCUGUACGCAAAAUCGUCGUAUCCAAAUUCACAAGCUGCCACACCGAAUGCCAAUCCAACAGCACCAACGCACAAUUUUACACAGAAUAUCAUAUCGGGAACACAUCAUUUAAAUGCAGCCACAACAAUUUCAGCUGUUAAACCGUCCAUUAACAACAGUAUGUCAAUCAAAUCGGCCGACAAUUCAUACGCAAUGAUUUCGAAUAAAUAUGCCAGCGGAUCUGGUAAAUACGGUCAACAUUCGAAUCAAGCCCAGCAUGCAUCUCAUUCAAUGGCACAUUAUCAAAAGAAUCAUCAUGCACAAUCAUCCGAAGCGUCGAUAACACCGCGUCAUUCACCUCAUGGCCCAUCACCCAUAAAUAACUAUUCACAACUGGCACAUCAUCGCGACAACGAACGUAAUAUUGAUUUGCAACAUCAUCCACACAAUAACAGUAGUAAUCGUGAACACAUCAUGCAACAUCAAAAUCAAUAUAUUCCACACAUUGAUGUGAAAAAUGAAUUUAAAACGCCCGAAAAAAUGCGAUACGUGGAACGUAUUUCAAAUCAUGUUUCAAUAGAUGAGCAUAAUAUGAAUCGCGCCUUUAUCGCUGAAAAUAUGAAUGCCUACAAUUCAUCAAGUCGUCCGUCAUCGACGUCGUCAUGCGCAUCAAGCGGUCAUCAUAGUAUGGGCAGUGGACGACAAAUGAUUGCAGCCACACCGCCAUUACAAUCGCCAAAUAAUUUGCCCGACUACACGCAAGUUUCACCGGCCAAAAUGGCAUUGCGUCGUCAUUUAUCUCAGGAGAAAAUAUCACAACAAUUUGGCCCUGGCAAUGGUUCGAUGUCAUCCAAAACGAUUGGCGAUCUGGUGAAUGGUGAAAUUGAACGAACGCUUGAGAUCUCACAUCAAAGCAUUAUAAAUGCAGCCGUUGAUAUGUCGGCAAUGGGUAGUUCUGGUGCUGUGAUCAAUGAACGUGUUCAACGGCCCGAACGAGUCAAUGUUCGUGUUAUGGAUGAAUUGAUGCCACCGCAACAUCAACCAUUCGGUGGUGCGACCGCAUACUCGAAUCGUAAUCGUGAAAUCACCAAAUCACCAGUGCAUUUACAUGGACAAAGUAAUUUGGCCACAUUAGCACAUGUUGCACACAAUCACAAACAGAUGACAACACAACAUUCGUAUUCAACCGGUCACACAAAACCAUUGACAAUACAAACAGUUUCACCACGUUCAACUGGAUCGGCACAAUAUUCACCCUCAUCAAAUCAUUCGUUCACAUCACCAUCGAUGCGACAAAAUGAACAAAUUCACCAAACACAACCGACAAAAUAUAUGCCGCUACCUCGGGCCGAUAUGAAAAUGAAUUGGGAAUCGUAUUUCAAUGAAUCAAAAACGGCGAUGCUGCAUCAAAAUCAACAGCCACCAAAACCAAUUAUGCAUUCGAAACGAACUGAUAUGCCAGAGGAAUCGCAUCGUAACAAUGGCGGACCACCAUUGGAAGGUUUGGCUGCAUCAUUACAACAGCGUGUCAUUGCCCAAAUGAAAAUAAAAGAAGAACGUGAUGUUGUUGAACGACAAAAACGAGCCGAAAUUAAUCCCAUUCAUAAUGGAAAUGUAACUAUUACACCAACAACUCACAUCAAAACCGAAGCUUUAGGUGCCCUGAAACGUUCAUCGCCACACACACAGCACCAUCGACCGGCAAAAAUUCGUCCACACUAUGGCAGUGGCAUGUUGUCACCAAAUGAAAAUCAUCGCGAGUUGAUGAGUCCGGAAAUCAAUUCGAUGCGAUCCGAAGAGCGGGCUCAUAUUCGUCCCAAAAUUGACGACGGUCUGAUUUGUAUCGACGAUGGAGACGAUGAAUCGCAUUGGCAAGAUCGCGUUAGUUCGGGCUUUGAUCGUUUAGUUGCAUUUGCAUCGAUUGAAUUAACAAAAACGUCACGUCGUUCGAUUGAAGAUGGUGCACCGUCAACCAGUCCCGACUCGGGCAUCAAUCAAAGUAGUGACGGUCGAACAUUUUUAUCAUCAUCAUCGUCCUCAUCUCAAUUGGAUGCGCCAACAAAUCUAUUACGAACAGUGGUUCCAAUUAUGAAAACAUCACCAGCCGAAGUACUUGAAAGUCCUCCACCACCGGAUAUGCCACGUACACCAAGCCCAUCCAGUCCACCGCCAAUUUAUUCAGCUCAAUCACCAUACGAUCCGUAUAUGUUGCAUAACAGUGACGAAAAAUUGAAUACAUCAAAUCAAUAUGCAUACCACAACGAUGCGCCAGAGCCAAAUCUCAAGAUCCCAUUGAAGUAUCAACGACAAUCAAAAUCGGUGUCAUACAAAAAGAAAUUCCGCACCUGGGAAUAUGAUGAGGAUCCGAAUGCUGGUGAAAAUGACAGUUUGGAUGACUACAAUGACUAUCAUCAAAUCAACAAAUCGUCCAAAUUUCGACCAAAGGGUUAUUUACCAAAGGGUAAAGUGUGGAAAAAUCAUGAAAAUGAACCGCAUACAUAGAAUGUAUGAAACGGUCUAAUUGCACGCGUUUGAAACUUGGACGCCAAUGUAAUUUUUUUUAAUAGAGAGAGAGAGGGAUGAACUGUACAUUUUACACGGAGUAGCAUUUACAAGCAUACAAAGCAGAAAAAAAAGCAUUUGAUUGAGAAAAGGUGUGUUUGAGAACAAAAAAAAAAAAACGAUAAAAAAUUAACUUCAAUUUAAGAUUAACCUCAUUUAGUAAAAAUUCAUACAGAUCGAGUAGGUUUGUUAAGCGAUCGCAUUUUUGUUUCGCCGUUUUAGUAAGUCGUGGAAAAACUAAUUACAAUUAACUGGUCUGAUUAAUUAUAUUAUACAUUUAGAAAAAUAUAAUGUAUACAAAAUGAAGUGUGUUUUGAGCUUCGUUUUCGGCGUGCGUGAAACAGGCAUUGAAUCCGAAAAAAGAAACCUUUUCCUUUCAUUUUCUAGUUAAUUGAUUUUAAUCUUUUAUUUAUUUUAUUUUUUUGCGAUGAACCAUUCAAAAAUGGUAGAGAUCCCCCAGAAAAUAUGUUAAGCAUUUUUCAGUUAAAAAUUAAUCUUAUAUUUUUUUCUCUUCUUCUUGAGAACUACAAAUGAAUUUAUAUUUAUGUUACAAAGCAAAUGGAUCGUAACAUUCGCUAGACUGCCAAACGUUUUUUUUUUUUAAUUCUGUUUAACAAACUUUUGUUUUCGCCUUUUUUUCCCGAAUUGAACACACAAAUAAUUAUUAAUUUUUUUUUACGUUUUAUGAAGUAUUUUAUCGAGCUUCAUUUAAUUUUUUUUUUCUAAACUAAUAUAUAUAUAUUGUAUGUUUCGAACCUUUAUUCGAUCCACAUAAAGAAUGUUAACACAUACAUUUUAUAAGGAGUAUUUACGUAAGCAAGCUAUAAAUAUAAUAAUAGUAAAAAUCAUUUAAUCGCAACUAUAACGAGAAUUUAGUGAAAAUGAAAUGAAUAGUUAUUGGCAUUUAAAUGGACGAAUUAGUUUUCAAUCAAAAAAAUUUCAAAUUUCAAAUUCAAAACAAAAGAGUUAAAAAAAGAUAAAUAUUCAAAUUAUCAUGAACAACUUUUCAAAUUUAUACGAAAAAGAAAAAAGUACGUUUUUACGCACUAGGCGUAUAUAUAAUUUCAACUACUUUAAUUAGAGACUGAUCAUUUCUCUUCAUUUAAUUCACCUAAAUGCAUUCGUGUGUCCAUUCGUUCUUUUUAUAAUACGAACACUUCAAAAUCAUUUUUUCUUUUGGAAUGGAAUAACGAAUAAUUUCUUUACAUUACUGCCAUAGAAUUUAAGUGAUCAUCCGAUCAAAAUUCAUUCAUUCAUUACAUUUUUAUAGAAACAAAAAUUAUUCAAUCAUAUUUUUUUCUUUCUUGAAUGCGAUUUCGUUUCUCAUUUAAUGUGUUCAAUCGAAUAAAGUAUAAAACAAAAUGACGAUAUCAUUGGUCAAAAUCGAGAUUUGUAAAGAUCAAACCAAUUUAUGAAUUAACCAAAAAAUAUAUAAAUUGUUUCCCAUCUCAAAAAAGGAUAUUAUCACAAAAUAACAACCAAUCGAAUACAAAGCAAUAUAACCAACAUUUUUUGAUAGAUUUUCAAUACGACAUGAAAAUGAAAUUGUUUUUUUUUUUCUGGCCGGCUUGUGUAUUGUUAAGCGAACAUUUAUAAUCUCGAAUUUGCAUAUAAAAAUGGAUUAAGAUGUGUUAUAUGUGUGAUAAUCGUCAUGUAUUGAUUCUUUUUCAACGCGAAACGGAAAUUGAUGAAAAACCAAAAUGCAUAAAAGAACACAAUUUACAAUGAUCAAUCUAGCGAAAGAAAAAUAAUUAAA
Molecule: messenger RNA, 8120 nt
Organism: Contarinia nasturtii (swede midge)
Lineage: Eukaryota; Metazoa; Arthropoda; Insecta; Diptera; Cecidomyiidae
Product: histone-lysine N-methyltransferase, H3 lysine-79 specific-like
Exons: 9
Coding region: 1037-6304 (1755 amino acids)
Biological process (GO): DNA damage checkpoint signaling; regulation of transcription regulatory region DNA binding; DNA repair
Cellular component (GO): nucleus
Molecular function (GO): histone H3K79 methyltransferase activity
Source: RefSeq, a predicted model, not a curated record